Molecule: messenger RNA, 1158 nt
Organism: Phycomyces blakesleeanus NRRL 1555(-)
Lineage: Eukaryota; Fungi; Mucoromycota; Mucoromycetes; Mucorales; Phycomycetaceae
Exons: 6
Coding region: 61-918 (285 amino acids)
Biological process (GO): ubiquitin-dependent protein catabolic process
Cellular component (GO): nucleus; proteasome core complex; proteasome core complex, alpha-subunit complex
Source: RefSeq, a predicted model, not a curated record
GCACUAUAUCUUUCCCCCUUUUUUCCCUUUAUUUCUAAUACAGAUACAAGUUAAAGAAGAAUGUCAGGAUACGAUCGUGCUUUGACUGUCUUUUCUCCCGAUGGUCACUUGUUUCAAGUCGAGUAUGCGUCCGAAGCUGUACGAAAAGGUACCUGUGCGGUUGGUGUCCGUGGAAAGGAUGUUGUCGUUCUCGGUGUCGAAAAGAAGUCAGUAUUGAAGUUGCAGGACCCUAGAACAAUUCGCAAGAUUUGCAUGCUUGAUGAUCACAUUGCCAUGGCAUUUGCAGGCCUUACUGCUGAUGCACGUGUUUUGGUUAACAAGGCAAGAACAGAGUGUCAGAGUCAUCGUUUGACAGUAGAGGACCCAGCAUCUGUAGAGUAUAUUACACGAUACAUUGCUCAAGUACAACAAAAAUAUACCCAGAGUGGUGGUGUGCGUCCCUUUGGUAUCUCUACCUUAAUUGUUGGUUUUGAUAAAAAGUUCCCCAGACUUUACAUGACCGAGCCAUCUGGCAUUUACACUGCCUGGAAGGCAAAUGCUAUUGGUAGAAGCUCAAAGACUGUGCGUGAGUUCUUGGAAAAGAACUACAAGGAGGACAUGGAUCGCAAAGAGACCGUUAAAUUGGCUGUCAAGUCUUUGUUAGAGGUUGUCCAGACAGGUGCCAAGAACAUUGAGAUUGCUGUUAUGUCUUCUGAUAGUGUAGUAAAGGUAAGGUCACAAGACAAUUGGGAUUAUAAGAAAAAUAUAGAAGAAGAGAGAUACAAGGAGAAUAAGGAAAAACUAAACGGUGUAUUGUUUUAUAAGAUUCUUGAGAUUGAGGAGGUUGAGUCUGUUGUUGCAGAGAUCGAGAAAGAGAAGGAAGAAGAAGCUGAGAAGAAGAAGAAGCCAUCUUCUGCUGUUGCUUCUGGCAGCAGCUAAAUUGGUUGAACAAGCCAAACCCAAUACAUCAACAUUAAUAACAAAAUGGUACAGUCUUGCAGCAUUGUAGCUUCUACUUCCAUUCCCAACUUGUCCUAUUCCUCUAUCUGUCUGUCUGCCUUUGUCUGUCUGCCUUUGUCUGUCUGCCUGCUUGUCUGUUUUUGUUAUUUGUUCUUGGGUUUGCCACAAAGCAUACUUUCUUUUUGUUUUUAAAUAAAACGUGUUUUAAACGUCCGUUUU